GGCCCAACGGCGGCCUGUGCGAGGACGCUAGGACUUCUCAGCCAGAAGCUAGAAGGCCGCGCCGCCUCGGGCGCUCCUAAGUCGGCCCCGGAGCCUUUCCACCUUCCAGGGAGGUGCAGCGGGCGUCCCCAGGAGCGGCCAUCUUUCCUGCCUCCGGCACCACUGUGCCAGCUCAAGACCCGACCUGUCUCCAGAGGGGAACAUGGAGGCGGAAGUGAUGGCUCCAGGGCUGCUGCCAACCUGGUCACAGGACCCAGUGACCUUCCAGGAAGUGGCAGUGGACUUCUCCCAGGAGGAGUGGGCCCUGCUGGCCCCUGCUCAGAAAAUCCUGCACCGAGACGUGAUGCUGGAGAACUACAGGAACCUGGCCUCUGUGGGGUAUCACCUCCGCAAGCCCAGCCUGCUCACUCCGGAGGACCUGAGGGCCAAGAAGGGGAGAGUUCUCCAAGACACCUGUGCAGACCAGACUUCUCAACUUAAAACCCAGGAGACCACUGCAAAGCAGAAUAAAGUUCGGGGAAAAUCAUUUCCUGGAAGGAAAGGGGCACCACCUCAACCCAGAGAGAAACCCCAUGAAUACAAUCUGCGUAGAAAAGCCAUCCCAAGGAAUCCUGACCUGAUUUUGCCCAAGACAAAUUACACAGGAGCGAAAGGCAGUGAAUGUAAAGAAUGUGGGAAAGCAUGUAGUUGUCCUUCAUCCCUUGGGACCCUCGUGCGAUCUCAUGCUGGCCCGAAAUCCUACGAAUGUUCUCAGUGUGGGAAAGCCUUUAGUCGCAACUCAUCCCUUAUGGCACAUGAGCAAACUCAUGCUGGAGAGACACAGUAUAAAUGUAGCCAGUGUGGGAAAUCCUUCAGAUCCAACUCGAGCCUCACAGAACACAAGAGGACGCACACUUGGGAGAAACCAUAUGAAUGCAGUGACUGUGGAAAGGCCUUCCUCAGGACCAGUAACCUGACUGUACAUAGGAGAGUACACACUGGGGAGAAGGUCUAUCUGUGCAGUGACUGUGGCAAAACCUUCAGCAGGAAGUCCCGUCUGACGAUGCACAUAAGAACCCACACUGGGGAGAAGCUUCACCAAGUCCAUGACUAUGGAAAAGCCUUCAGUAGGAGCUCUAAGCCGACUGCCCACAAGAGGGCACCUACCAGGGAGAAGAUGUAGCCGUGCGAAGACUGUGGGAGAACUUCCCAGGAGUCACCCAGCACAUAGGAAGCAUGUGGGAACUCACAGGGAAGACAAGUCCCAGGAGUAGAGACACGGGAAAGCCUCAUCUGUCUCACAUGAGACCAACUCUGUGACCUCUGCAUUGUAGGAGGCCUCCUGCUGGAGCUUAAAGCUGCUGCACCAGGAAACUCGGAGUGGCACAGAAGCCAUUAAGAAUGUAGGAUUGCUUUUAUCAGGGUUCUACCCUGAAGGUGGAAAUCUAGCUCAUUAAUUUUCAGUCUGCAUUUUUGAAUAUAAGCAUUUAAGGCCAUAGAUCUCCCUCUGUGUACGCCAUUAGGCUACAUUACGUGGAUUAAGAUUUUUAAGAUUUUUAAGGUUUUGGUUUAGUUCUAAAUAUUGUUUGAUAUCUAUUAGAUAUAUUUUAACUUACAGAUCAACUUUACUUUUGAAGGCUUUCGAAACAUGACUUCAUUUGAAUUUCACAUGUCUUCCUUUGUUUGGUGGGACGCCCUGUGGUUCCUCAGGAGUGUGGUCUCCCUUGUUGCAACAAACUGGUAAACCUGACUCUGUCAGACUGUUAGGUUUCGUCCCUGGUUGUCCUUGGCUGAUUGUGUUGGGGCUUAAUUUAAAAUUUUUUUUUUAGUCGGAGUAACUGGGGAUUGAACCCAGGACUCGUGCAUGUGAGGCACGCGCUCUCCCACUGAGCUGCACCCUCCCCCUGGCUCAUUGUGUUGGGACAACAACGUGUAGUCAUAAGUACGUUCUACUCUAUCAUCUUCUAAAAUAUCUGUCUAAAAAUAUCUUCUAAAAUGCUUUCCUAUCCAUUGUUGAUUUUUAUAUGUGGUGUCAGGAGGGCCCCGACUUAAUUGUUUCCCUGGCAGAUAACCAAUUUUCCUAGAACUCUGAUCAGAAAGCCAGGUCCCAUAAGUUGCUUCUAUGCAUGUUUUUGUGUUUCUGGGCCUUCCAUUCAGUAAUCCUGCGUCAACACAGCACCAUCUUUAAUACUUUUAUACCUUAUUUUCUUUUUAGUACCCGAGAGGCACGUUCCUACAACUUGUUCUUCUUCAAGCGUGACUUGUCUCUUCUGUGCCUUUUACUUCUCCAUAUUGGUUUAACAAUAAGCUUGCAGAGUUCCACAAAAAAAAAAUCAUUGUAGUAUCAUGUCUAGAAUCGCAUUGCAUCAGUAUUGGUAGAGUCAACAUCUUUGUCAUUAAAUCUUUCAGGCUGUGAGCUCAGUACCUGCAUUGAUUGAGGCAUUCUUUAAUGUCUUUCUGUGAAGUUUUGUAUAUUUUUCUGUGGAGGUCUGGCACAUGUCAGAUGUCUUCCUAAGCACUUCAUUUUUUUCAUAAUUUUUAAAAAGUAUCCUGAAUGGUAAUAUAUUAAAAAUAUAUUUUUCCUUGUAAACAUAUAUUUCUAAUGUUUUUGAGUGCUGGAGAUAAUGUUUAUUAAAAAUUCUACUAAAUUUUGUUGAACAUUUCCAAACAGAUUUGUAAACAUAGUACUUUCCUUUUCAAUGGGUAGCACUUUGAAAAGACAGGCUACAAUGAGGCAACAUAAUGAAUCAACAUUAAUUCAAAAUCUUUACAUCUUUAAUCACAUAAUUUAUGUUCAAAGUCAGUAGAUGAACUCCAUGAAAUGGAAGUCUGCUGAUUGUGAAUCACAGAUUUUAUUGUUAAAUAUAUCUGUUCUUUUUUUUCUUCUUCUUCUUUAUUUUUUUUAAUGGAGGUACUGGGGAUUGAACCCAGGACCUCCUGCAUGCUAAGCAUGUGCUCUACCACUGAGCUAUUCCCACUGCCCCCAUCUGUUCUUUUUAUAUUCCCUAUUUCCAAGACCCAAAAAGAAAUCUUUUAAAUAUAUUUUUUUUCAUUUUGGCAAUAGUUUCUUUGAAUAUCUCUCUUUAAAACUAUGUUUAACUUUAUAAUUCUGUCUCAAAACUUAAUUUGCACAUAAAGUGCACCAUUUUAAAUGUACAGGUUGAUGAGAUUUGACAAGUGUAUACACCCCUAUAAUCACCACCUGCAUCAGGAUAGAAAACGUUUCCAUCACCCAGUGUUUCCAUAACGUUGAUUUUGCCCCACGUUGACAGAGCUGUAAACUGUGGAAAUGGAAAUGCUUUUGUCUUCCAUGAUAGAAGUAGUAAUUUGACAGGAAAAGAAAACAAACCUGACAUGAAGCCCGGGCAGUUGUUUAACCCAAGUAAACAUCCCGGUAAGAACGUAGGCUUCUUUUUUUCCCCCUCUUCAUGCCUGGCCACGUCCACGUGACCUGGUAGGUCAGUGGACUUCCCGGUGCUUUGUACAGGAGCUUUGUACACAGCUAUAAACUCAAAGCAGUUGCAUUGGGGUUAAUUUGCAGGACAGAUUUAAUGUUCUAGGUCAAGUUAGCCUGAUAUGUUUCUUUCUAUUCUUAGCCUUCCAAAGCUGUAGUUUAACUCUUUGUAUUUUGUUCACAUUUCUAAACCUACCAUUUAAGACGGGUCUGCGAGCUUUUUCGGAAAAUGGACAGAUAGUAAAGAUUUCAGGCUCAGUGGGGCAGAUGGUCUCUGUUGCAACUACUCAGCCCUGCCACAUGACACAAAGUGGCCCCAGAAAGUAGAUAGAGGGUGUGGCUGUGCACCAAUAAAACUGUUUAUAGAAACAGAAGUUGGUCUGGCUAAUACUUGUCUUAAGGUGAAGAGUUUGCAUUAAGAAAGUUAAGAGGCUCAUGUUUUCCAAAAGCACUUCGCCUUAUUGGUUUGUUUAUUUAAAAAAAAAAACAAUUGCACAACUUCGACAUGUAGACACUGGAUCUUCAAUACUAGAAAAAACCUAUUGACAAAUAUGGAUCUUGAGGGAAAAGGGGGACCAGGAAAUGCAGCUUCCAAAGUUCAGGGAGCAUACAUUGCUGGUGGGAACCUAAAAUGAUGUGGGGUCAUGUUGAAAACUGAUUGUUUCUUAAAACAUGUACAUUUACCGUUUGACCCCAAGAGAAAUAAAAAGAUAUGUCCACGCAAAGACUUGCACACAAAUGUUCAUAACAUGCGACAACAUGGAUGAACCUUGCUCAGUGAAUGAAGCCAGUCACAAAGGACCACAUACAGUCUGAUCCCAUUUCUCCGAAGUAUCCAGAAUGGGCAAAGGGAGACACAGAAAGUAGGUUAGUGUUUGCCUGGGCUGCUGGGGGGCCCCAUUAGCUAUGAACAGGCCCGAGGGAUCUUACCGGGUUGACGGAAAAGGGCUAAAACUGGUUCAUGCUCAUAGUUGUAAAACUCAGUAAGUUAAUGAAAAAUCACUUGACCUGUACAUUUAAAAUGGGUUGAGUUUUAUGGUGUGUAAGUUACAGCUCACCAAAGCUCUUAUGAAAGGUGCUUCCAUUGUGCACCCAUGUUGAUAACGUAGCUGCGGCCUCCAUCCCCCGGGGUGGGAGAUACUCAUGAUACUCAGUUUUGAAGUCAUCCUUGCAGUUGUGGCGUUCCUUGUAGAAGGAGAUAACUGUAUAUUUUGUCGAAGGCUAGAGUUCAGCUAAUGAGUCCUUUUUGCAGUGAAUGAAUGAGCUAAGGAAUGUGACACUCCUUAACUCGUUUAUCAGGGUUCAGGUGCGGUGUUUAUCUUGGCGAGGUCUUCUCUUUCAGGGUCUUCCUCUUCUUCAUCUAGUUUCAGCACUGCACUUUUUAAUUCGCUUCUCCUCCAGUGUCCUCAAGCAGUCUUUUUGGACUUUUCGGGAGACAUCGAAGAGUUUCCUUUUACAGGCUUCGGAUACUUCAACCUAAAUCAGGGUGUGAGGUUUCUGGAGAAGGCCUAGAGGUAUACACAUCCUGUUGGUCCUCACAGAUAAUGUUCUAUGCAUGUUGAGUUUGCUUGUAGCACAUUGGCUACACUCUUACUCUAAUAAUGGAUGCAUAGGUCUUCGGAGGAUUUCUACAGAUAAUCGUAUCUACAAGUACAGACAGAUUUCAUUUGCUCCUUUUUCAGUCCUUACAACUUGCCUGUCUCUGGCUGAGGCUUGAGCCAUAUUGACUAGAAGUGGUCCCAGGCACUCUUCUUCUUCAUCUUAAAGGGCAUCCUUUUCACAUUUUCUUUUUUAAGUGCGGUGUCUGCUGUCACGUUUCUGUAGGUACCUUUUUCAGGAUAAGAAAGCUCCCUUCUUUCCUAGGGUGUUAGUGUUCUCUCUCCUGAACAGAUGUUGCCUUUUUAUCAAAUGUCUGUUCUGCGAUGGUAAUAGUUGUUCAUCGAUGUAUUUAUGAACCCCACCCUAGAACAAUGGUAGAACCCACAGUAGGCACUUAAUUAGUAUUUGUUGAAUGAAUGAAUGAAUGAAUGAAUGAAUACAUGUGACUUUUCUUUUUUUUAACAUGUCUGUCUGGUGAAUUACUUGAAUUGAUUUUCCACUGUGAUACUAGCCUUACGUUCCUGGGUAGCUUGGCCAUCACAUAACUAUCACACGUCAUUGUUCCUAGUUUGCUAGGUAGGGUUUUUGCAUCUCCGAGUGAGAUUGGCCUGCAGUCAUCCUCUGUCAUCCUGUUCCUUUGUGGUUGGGAUAUGCUAGCCUCAAAAAUUAGUUGGGGGAGUUCCCCCAAAGUCCCUGCCUUCACUUAGAUGAAUCAGUGGUCAACAUUUUUUGAUAGUUUUAUGUUUUUCUUGUGCAGAACUUUCUUUUAUGGAUGAGCCAUUACAAACACAAGGCUUCUUUAGCAUUUAGCCUGAGAACAAGGACAUUGUCAGGGACUGAAAGAUGUGAGAAUUUUCCCUACUCCCAAGCUAACAAGUUAGCCUGCCACAGUUUGUUGGAUGUUGGCCAAAGACACCAGACUUUAGGGUCAGAGACCUAGGACUCCGUGACCGUGCAGCAAGCAGCAUCUUCAUGCUUCUGUCAAUUGCCCUGGACCCCCAAGUUCCACAGGGGUGGCGUGAGGCAGCCCACAUGGCUGCUGCAUGUGCAGUGGGUUUGUGCCACAGCUGAGGAGCCCCAGGCUUUCCUAAUGAGCUGCCCAGUCUUUGCCCUUGAGGGGAGACAUUUUUCUUACAAUGGUCAAACAGACCUAGAAACCAUCCUGUCCUCUGCUCUGAGGAUGUCUGCUAUAUAAACAUCCUGAAAGACAUGGUCCAGGACAGAGUAAGAAACAUGGAAAAACGAGCUAUCCAAGGAGAAGUGUCUACCAACAGACAUUUUCCUCUUUUAAUCAAAAUAUGGUUGAUCCCUUCAUGAAAUUUAACAUGAAUAGUGUUAUCAGCACACAGCCUAUAUUCAAAUUUCUCCCCACAAAUAUCCUUUGUUAAGGAUUCAAAAUUUAGUUUUUAAAAUUAAUUUUUAAAACUCUUGUUUCUGAAGCCCUAGGGAAACAGACACUUAGAGAGAGCCUUCUGAUAAGUCACUUUAUUUAAUUGCAAAGAGUCAGAUGGGACAGGAACUCUCUCCCUGCACAGAGAACUGUCAUUUGUUUCCCCUACAGGAGAAGCUGUGAAAGCCUUCACAAGCACUCAUCCUUGUGUGACCCACACGGGGAUGCACAGGAGAGUCUGGUUAGUGUAGUGACUGCGGAGGGCCCGCAGGUGAGAAUCUGCACGAGAGAACUCGUUCUGAGCGGGAGGCCACGCCACUGUUGUGAACGUGGAUUUGCCUUUAUGCUGCGUUCUUAGGGUAGACACCCAGCUCAUUGAUUUCUUUGUUUUUUUCUUCCCUCAUAUAAAUACUCAAAGCCACACGUACCCCUCUGAACGCCCUUUCAGCUCCUGAACCAGUUGUGAUUGGUCAUCAUUUUCCUUAUUACAGCUCAGGUCUCAGUAGUGUAUUUUCCAUUUUGACGACUUCAUGGACUCCUGGGUUAUUUGGGGAAUAUGUUUUCCAGAAGCCGCCCUGGGAGUUCUCGGUUGUCUUGCUUUUCAUUUCCAAGCUAGUUGUUUGUGGUCGGAGUUGAUCUGUAGGCAAUGGAUUCCUUGGCACUUGUUGGGACUUUGAUGGCCCAGCAACGCAGACACUGCUGGCUGCCUCUGUACAUUCUCCUUCUCAUCUUACUCUCAGAACCUGGAAUUUGCUCAACUUGGUAAGGUUUGCAGUAAAACAAAAACCAAAAAACCCAGCUCUCUCUGUCUUUUUUGAAGGGAUGUCCCACAGCCUUGUCCCACGGCUGGCAGGCAGGGCCACUGGUGUGGCUUCUGGGAAAGCUUUUGAAAGGGGACAGUCCCAGGCUUGUAAUCUUCACUUUUUGUCCUUGGUCCUUCCUCCUUCUUUCUGCCUGGAGACUAGAUACAGUGCUUGGAGUUGGAAGGAGGUCACCUUGUGGCAAGUAGGCAGAAGCCACAGGCAGAGAUGGCACAGCCAGCACACGAGGCUCCUUGCUCCUGAGUGGAUUCUCUUGAGUGGCUGUACCAGCCCUGAACGGCUUACAUCUGGACUCAUGGAACAUGAGAAAUGUUAUUUUUAUUUUUAAAAUUUUUUUCUUUUUCUUUUUAAACAUUUUUUAUUGAUUUAUAAUCAUUUUACAAUGUUGUGUCAAAUUAGAAAUGUUCUUUUUUAAAAAGUCCUCAUUGUAGUUUCAUGGUGGGGGAGCUAUCAGGAAUUUAAGAAAAAAUUACCCUCAGGAAAUACUGAUCACUCCCCACUGAGUACAGUUUCUGUUGACGUGGCGGCCACGAGAGCCCGCCCCUCGGGGAGCCAGCUAGGGGGCUUAGUUUCCCGGUGGCCCUGGGUGCCGACCCUCCGGGAACCCGCUAGGGUUGGGCUAAGAUCACUCCUAGCAGUGACUCAGCACGGCAAGGAGUAACGGUGCGAGCCCAUUCCUGCGGGUCAUAGGGGUCUCCUACCGAUGGCUGUGGUUCAAGAACCCCCCACUGGCCGGGCCCAAACUUGGCUAGACUGUGCUGAGGUCUGACUCUCCCUCCCCAGCCUUCCUCAGCCCCUCUUCCUUCCUUCUGAUUGGAUUUGACAGUAAAUGUCAAGAUAUCAAUGGGAGUCAUUGAUAACCUUGUCAAAGCUGAUUGUGUGAUAUACUGUCCACAAAAGCCUGAUUGAGAUGGGUUCAGGAGAAACUAGGAGAAAAAUGGGAGAGAGUAAUGAGCCAGAUUUCAUUGAAGGUCAGUUUUGUUUGGUAUUAUUAAUAAAGCCAUGCCAGUUUACUUUUGUUAGUAUCCAUCUGUUAUAUAUUUCUCCCUCCUUCUCAUUUAAACCUCCUGUGUACUUGGGAUGUGUCUCUUGUAAAUAGGAUGUAGCUGGAUCCCCACCCCUACCCCCCCACCCCAAAUCCAAUAUGAAAAUGUCUUUCAAUCUGUAAACCCAUCUAGUUUCUUCUUGUGAUUCUUAAUAUACUGGAUUAAUUUCUACCACCUUAAUAGUUAUGGUUUCUGUUCUGCAUUUUUCUUCUUUAAAAAAUUGGAAAUAGAAGAUUUGAUGAACAUGUAUACAUACAGUUAAAAAAAAAUAAAUGUGUACCCAACAACCAAGCCGAGAGAUAGAAGAUUGCUCUAUCUCAGGAGACCCAGGUGUGGAACUGUCAUGAUUAUUCUCAACAUGAAAUAACUAUUGCAAUUUUUUAAUUUAUCAGUUCCUUGCAUAGCAUACUGUCAAGGGUUGGGGGAAGGCUAGCAUAAGGGUCUGUUUGUGGUGAUGGAGCAGUUCUGCAUUCUGAUCUGGGAAUGGUUACUCAAAUCUAGCAUACUUGUGAUAAAAUGUCAUAGAACUUACUAAUUACUUAUAUAUUAUCCAUAGAACUAUAUUAUCUGUCCCUCACCAAGAAAAAAAAAAACACAAUGCAAGUAACAAUGAGUAAAAUCCAGAUAAGUUAAUCAUACUACAGCAAUGUGCUUGAGUUAAUCAUACUAUAGCGAUGUCAGCAUUCUUAUUUUGAUAACGUACUAUGGUUGUGUAAGAUACUGUCAUUGGGGGAAGCUGGGUGAUGAGUACAUGGGAACUCAGUACUAUUUCUGCAACUUCUGGUGAUUCUUAAAUUAUUCAAAAAAACAGUUACUAAGAACCAAGAAAGGAAAGACACUAUAUAAAUGAAUAGCAUGUUUAUACAUUUCUAUUUUUGCUCACAGUUUUGAGAUUUAUUUAUGUCACGUGUAGCUGUAGUUAGUUUACUUCAUUGCUGCAUAAGGGUCUUUUGUAUGAAUAUACCACAACUUAUUUAUCCAGUCUACAGUGGAUGGGCCUCCCUGGGUUGUCUGCAGCUUCUAUCCCUUACGAAUAAUGCUGCCAUAGACCCUCGCACAUCUCCCAUUGCAUGUAUGCAGUAGUUACUCUAAAAAUGAACUCACUGGGUGUAGAGUCUUUGUGUUCAAAUUUGCUUUGUAUUUUACAUGAAAUAUAUCUCAUUGUCUUAAUUUGCAUUUUGCCGAUUCUUUGUAAGAAUGAGCAUCUCUUUAUAAUAAUAGGGUAGUUUUGAGUUUCCCCUUGGGAAUUACCUUGACAUGUGUUUGCUAAUUUUUCUCUCUUAUUCAUUUCCCUAUGAUAUUCUGGAGUGUGUUAUCUUUGAUACCAGUUCUUUCUUGGGUUGUAAAUGUCCCUCUCUCUUUAUGGUCUCUUGAACGGACAGUGAUUCUGCAUUUUUGGUUUAGUCAGAUUUAUUAGUCUUUUCCUUUUAUGGGAUGAGUUUUUGUGUCUCAUUUAAGAAAUCCUUCCCCAAUUCUUGAUUCUAAAUAUAUUUGGCUUCCUUGUCUUCUUCAGCUCUUAAUAUUUGGUUUUACGUUUAAGGUCUCAGUCAGCCUGAAAUUGAUUUUUGUUUGUGACAGAGUAUGGCAAGUUUAUUGAUAAUGGUUUCAGAGUCGACAGUGCAACUAGUCUUUAAGAAAUAAAUGACCCCUUGUGAAUUCUGGUGCAGUAUCAAGAUUAUUCACAAUUACAUGAAGAGGCUGUAAAAAUACUCCUUUCUUUUCCAUCUGUGUAUCUGUGUGUAGCUGAAUUUCUUCAUAUACAUCAAUCAAAACAACAUCACAACAGACUGACUGAAAAAGCAGAUACGACAAUCCAGCUGUUAAUCUGUUAAGUAGAUGUUAAGAGAUAUGCAAAAAUGUAAAAUAAUGCCACUGUUCUAUUUUUUGCUUUGGAAAAUAUACUACUUUAGAAAAAUAUUACUUAUGCUUACAUGUAAUGGUUUGUUAUUUUUAACAGAUGAGUAAUAAUAUUUUUUAAAACUCAAUUUUAACAGUAUUAUUGAAGUGUAACACUGUUUAAAAAGAUUUUAGCAGAGCCUUAUGGCAUUUUAUAGAAAUGAGAGAAACUUAUUUCAAAAGAAUGGGUAAAGAGAUCAAAACAAGAUUGUAUGUCUAAGAAUCAACUGAAAAAUACUAUAAUUCAUAAAUAAAAUAAGAAUGUUAUAUAA
Messenger RNA from Camelus dromedarius (Arabian camel), 10457 nucleotides. It is a transcript of the gene ZNF177, whose product is annotated as zinc finger protein 177. Gene Ontology annotation, biological process: regulation of DNA-templated transcription. The transcript is spliced from 6 exons. Bases 203 to 1162 code for a protein of 319 amino acids. NCBI's taxonomy places the organism in Eukaryota, Metazoa, Chordata, Mammalia, Artiodactyla, Camelidae. The record is from RefSeq and is a predicted model, not a curated record.